Haliotis rubra (blacklip abalone) is the source of this 1248-nucleotide messenger RNA. RefSeq lists its product as uncharacterized. NCBI's taxonomy places the organism in Eukaryota, Metazoa, Mollusca, Gastropoda, Lepetellida, Haliotidae. The transcript is spliced from 3 exons. The record is from RefSeq and is a predicted model, not a curated record. Bases 435 to 965 code for a protein of 176 amino acids.
UUGUCGGUGGAGGAAGAGAAAGACGGUUCAGAGAUGGCUCUGUUGGUGAAAAACAGGGAGAAUGUGGUGAUGGCGGUGGUAUUAUAUGGAAGAAAUACCAUUACAACACUGAAGGAAUGGAUAAAGGAAACGAUGACGUUUGUGGAGGAAUAGAGGUGGGACUUGGAGAUGGUGCUGUGGUGGGAAUGCAGGGAAAAUGUGAUAGCAAUGAAGACGAAAGGAGAGGAGAUCGUUGUACUGGAGGAAGAGAAGGAGAUGGCACUGUCAAAACAGCGCAGCCAGAAUAUGUUGAUGGUGGCAGAAUGCGGACAUGAGAUUAUAUCAAAAGAGAGAGAAUUACGAAAAGACAGAACAGCGAAAGAGGACAAAGACUGAGCGUAGAUGAUGGCGACAGACACAGAACAGAUGCUGUUGAUGGAGAUGGACAGAACCUGAUGGUGGGCAUCGUUGCAGAUGUUACCAAUGUGCAGAACGGCCAUUCCAACAUCAUAGUACAUCAAACAGUACAUGUCAAGAAUCUGACUGUAAUGCCAAGACGUGUUGGAAGAAGAAGGAAGCUUCGGCCAAGGUCACGGAUGGUAGCCACAAGAUGUACACAGACUGUUGGUGAGGGGGCCAAGGUCACGCGAAAUACAGACACGGUUGAUGAGGUGGCCAAGGUCACGCGACGUUCACAGACUGUUGGUGAGGUGGCCAAGGUCACGCGACAUACACAGACUCUUGGUGAGGUGGCCAAUGUCACGCGACAUACACAGACUGUUGGUGAGGUGGCCAAGGUCACACGACGUACACAGACUGUUGGGGAGGUGGCCAAGGUCACACGUCAAACCAAGUCUGUGAGGCGCUACUUGAGGCCACACUGCCAAGAUCAGAAGGUCAAAAACAAUCUCACGAUUUGGUUCCACGUUUUAGUUCAAAUCGAGAUCCUGGUGGUCCUGAUCGUGAUGGUGUUCAUGCAGCAUUAAUUCAAUCCGAACAUUUGCUGCAUAUAAACGCGUGCGCAGGAGGGUGUAUAACAAUUCAAGAGUGUGUUAUAUGCCGGAAAUGUGUAAAACAGUUGUUUCACUUGAAAUAGGUAUACGACGAGUUGAUUUUGCAAGUAAUAUUACAAAAAUAGAAUUCAGAUUGAAUUCAUACCUUCCGAAAAAAUAUUUAUGAGAUUUAUGUUCAACUAAGUGAUCUACCUAUUUGUAAACCACAUUUUCAAGUUCAACAUUUUGCCUGGAUAUCUUCCAAUGAAAUGUUAAA